UUGCAGUAUAGUUCCAUCAGAGAUACGUGCAAAAAAAAAAAAAAAAAAACUACCGCACUAACCUAAAAUCCGACACACACUCAACGACAGACAGACAACGGUGGUUAGACUAGGGGGGGAAUAGUAAAAUUAUAUAAUCAGUGAACCCUUGAGUCAGUCUUUUAAGCAGCUGCAAACGAGAUGUCUGCUCCAGCACCCGAUGCUGCUGCCCCAGCAGGGGCCCCCGGAGCCCCAGGGGCCCCUGGUGGAGAAGGGGGUGCUCCAGGAGGUGGACCCCCACCAGCUCCCCCCAACCUCUCCAGCAACCGCAGAUUGCAACAGACACAGGCGCAAGUAGAAGAGGUGGUGGACAUCAUGCGUGUGAACGUGGACAAGGUACUGGAGCGGGACCAGAAGCUGUCGGAGCUGGACGACCGGGCCGACGCCUUGCAGGCCGGGGCCUCCCAGUUUGAGAGCUGCGCCGCCAAGCUGAAGAACAAGUACUGGUGGAAAAACUGCAAGAUGAUGAUCAUGAUGGGAAUCAUUGGAGUCAUCGUGGUCGGAAUAAUUUUCUUGUAUUUCUUCUCUUGAGCUGACCCCUGUGUGGAAGGACACAGACUCCACAAUGACAAAGGGAGGGCGGGGGGAGGGGAACAACAAAACCUUCAAACUCUACUCUCCUUUUCCCUCUCUCCCUCCCUCCCUCUCUCCCUCGACCCCACCCUCUCUCCACACCGAAGUCUUCCAUCCAACCAUCUUGCACUUAAAAUGUGUCGGUAGUGUGUAGACAUCGAUAUCUCUGCUCUCUUCCCUCCCUAACCCUUUUUUCCCUCACUUGCUCUUUCUCUUUUUGGAUCAGCAUGUCUCUUGCUCUCUCACCGUCUCUGUGUCUAAUGCAUUAUUGAAGGGUCCGGCUGACACAAAUAAGAGGAGUUUGACAGAGAGAGAGAGAGAGAGAAGGAUGUGAAAAAAAGAGUGGGAAGGAAGGAGACAACGAGAAGGAUAGGAAAGGCAGAGAGUAGAAGAAAGAGAGGAGGAGUGUUUUGGGAAAUAUAGCAGGUGAUAUGGAUUACAUUUUCUAAAUCCUAAUUACGCCAAAGCUUGUUCAUUUUACCUUUUGGAAGCUUCUUGCAUUUGUAAAUUGAUACUGACAUACCUAACAAUGUUCCAGCCUCCUACCAUUGCUACUAUUACUAUUACUAAUAAUAAUAAUAAUACAAACUCAUGAUUAUGAUAAUAAGAUAAUAUGAAUAAUUUUGUUGUGUUUGUGUACUUGUGAACUAAAUCUUUGUAGCUAUUAGCUUUCCCCAAAUUCUGUUUAUUUUGCUCUUCUGGUGUUCCUUCCUUUAUCUCCUCUUCCAUCAUUCUCUCUCUGUCUGCUUCUGUGAAAGAGGAAGGUGCAGAGAGACUGAAGGAAAGAUGAGGAAGAAUUCAGUUAAGAUUUUAAGUUGAUUAUCUUAAGUUUUGGUGUGUCUCUAUACUCGCGCCACCAUCAGACGGGAAAACAGAUGCAGAAUAAACCAGGGAAUGCAGGAAAAUGCAUAAAGAAAAUAAAAUAAAGAGACAUAAAAAGAGACACAAAUAUUGUAAACAACACAGGUUUGAGACUCGCAGUCUCUUUGCUGUGCGAUCAGGCACGUUCUGAAUCCCCCCUGACGAUGACGCGCCUAACAGGCUGCCCGGUAAGCAACGUGAGACGUGUCAAAAAUAUCGGUCGUUUCCGUAAAUGUUUCGCUAACGAGUUGAAGACGUGGCGGCGCAGAGCCGGUUGGUUCUGUUCACACAGCCGUAUGUCGAAAAUGUGCGCUGUCUGCAGCGGCGACGCCCGACAACCGCCGUGGUUCUGGUGUGAGUGGUUCGCCAUCGCGUGUGCGAAGACAUGCUGUGUACUGUGGACUCACUGGAGCGCUGUUUAUGUCCCUGAUGACUUGCAUGGCAAACAGUGGCCCUAUAAUCCCAUAUAUGCCCAUCGGUGUACUACUGUGUCUGUCAUUUCAAUCUCUGCUUUUCAGUGCAUUUUUCGCGUUACCGUUGUGUGAAGAAGAACCCUGUGUUGCUUCAAUAUGAAAUAUCAUUUGUAAGAAAUGCCAUAAGACCAAGGUCAUACCAAGUGUCCUAUUUUGUUAUGAGUUAGUCACAUGCUUGAGGAAAAAAUAAUAAUUAGUGUGUGGUACAAUGAAGAAACUCUUAUAUUUAAGGCAAAAAAGAACCAUAGACGGAUUUAACUUUCGCCAAAAUACUGAUUCUCUUUUUCUCUUCCCUUAUUUGUAAGUUACUGCUGAAAGUUGAAACAUUUCUCAAGGACUGUUAAGAUUAAAAGUUGUAAAAACCUGAAAAUGUAAAUUGUAUUUAUGGAUGAAAUAUAAAGGUUAUCAUGACUCAAGGGUAAUUAAAAACGAUCAAACAAAUAUGAGAGAUGCUACUGAAUUAUGUGAUUGUCAUUUAAAUGCAUGCCUAUUUGCCGAACACUUUUGCUGAUGCCAAUAAAGAAAUCAUCGAUA
Messenger RNA from Anguilla anguilla (European eel), 2480 nucleotides. Its product is annotated as vesicle-associated membrane protein 1-like. The transcript has 6 exons. Gene Ontology annotation, molecular function: SNAP receptor activity; syntaxin binding. Lineage: Eukaryota; Metazoa; Chordata; Actinopteri; Anguilliformes; Anguillidae. The coding region runs from base 181 to 570 and encodes 129 amino acids. Gene Ontology annotation, cellular component: plasma membrane; SNARE complex. Gene Ontology annotation, biological process: SNARE complex assembly; vesicle fusion; vesicle-mediated transport. The record is from RefSeq and is a predicted model, not a curated record.